AUGUCUCAAGUAUUCACCAACGUUACCGAAUUACCCCCAGAUCCAUUAUUUGGAUUAAAGGCAAGAUACAACCAAGAUACACGUAAGGAUAAAGUUGAUUUGGGUAUUGGUGCUUAUCGUGACAACAACGGUAAACCAUGGAUCUUGCCAGCUGUCCGUCAAGCUGAACAAAAAUUAAUCAACUCACCAGACUAUAAUCAUGAAUACUUGUCAAUUUCCGGAUUUGAGCCAUUUUACACCGGUGCUGCUAAGGUAUUAUUGGGCGAUGCAUCACCAGCCAUCAAGGACCAACGUGUUGUGUCUCAACAAAGUUUAUCAGGAACAGGUGCAUUGCAUUUGGCAGGAUUAUUUUUGAAAAAAUUUUAUUCUGGUGGACCUCAUACCAUUUACUUGUCGCAACCAACUUGGGCUAACCAUAAACAAGUGUUUGACACUUUGGGAUUGACAGUCAGGUCGUAUCCUUACUGGAACAAGGAAACAAAGUCUUUGGAUUUGGAUGGGUUUUUAAGGACUAUUCAAUCAGCUGAACCAGGAUCGAUUUUCCUUUUGCAUGCAUGUGCUCACAACCCAACUGGAUUGGAUCCUAAUUAUGAACAAUGGAACCAAAUCUUGGCUGCAUUGGAGGCCAAGAAACAUUUGAUCAUUUUCGAUUCAGCUUAUCAGGGAUUUGCUUCAGGUGAUUUGGAAAAAGAUGCUUAUCCAAUUCGUAAAGCCAUUAAUGAUUCUGCCAUCAAAUCAACGCCAAUUAUCAUUUGUCAAUCAUUUGCUAAAAAUGUUGGUAUGUACGGUGAAAGAGUUGGUGCUAUCCAUGUCGUGUUGCCAACUAAAGAUGAUCAAUUUGGUAGAGCCGUGAAAUCACAAUUGAACUUGAUUAUUCGUUGUGAAAUUUCAAAUCCUCCCGCAUACGGAUCCAAAAUCGUUGCCACUAUACUUAACGACACAGCAUUAUACUCGCAAUGGAGAAAAGAUUUGACGACGAUGUCAUCGAGAAUCAUCAAAAUGAGAGAUACUUUGAGAACGAAGUUGGAGAAAUUGGGUACUCCAGGUACUUGGAAUCAUAUAACUGAACAAACUGGUAUGUUUUCAUUUACUGGGUUAAGUCCAGAACAAGUUGAAAGAUUAGAGAAGAAACAUGGUGUUUACUUGGUUUCUAGUGGUAGAGCUUCGGUUGCUGGUUUGAAUGAUGGCAAUGUUGAUAAAGUUGCCAAUGCAAUCGACGAAGUGGUGAGAAAUGUUCAACCAAAACUUUAG
Messenger RNA from Lodderomyces margitis, 1251 nucleotides. It is a transcript of the gene AAT21, whose product is annotated as aspartate transaminase. Gene Ontology annotation, biological process: L-aspartate biosynthetic process. Gene Ontology annotation, cellular component: cytosol. Bases 1 to 1251 code for a protein of 416 amino acids. Lineage: Eukaryota; Fungi; Ascomycota; Pichiomycetes; Serinales; Debaryomycetaceae. Gene Ontology annotation, molecular function: pyridoxal phosphate binding; L-aspartate:2-oxoglutarate transaminase activity. The record is from RefSeq and is a predicted model, not a curated record. The transcript has a single exon.